Molecule: messenger RNA, 2073 nt
Organism: Iphiclides podalirius (scarce swallowtail)
Lineage: Eukaryota; Metazoa; Arthropoda; Insecta; Lepidoptera; Papilionidae
Source: the annotation of a GenBank genome assembly
AUGGCAACUAAAGUGGAUAACAAUGAGGAUGAUUCAUUUAUCAUCCUCGGCACAUCACCUGGCACAAGCAUGGAUUUGAGAUGUAAUGGUGUUGAAAAUGGAGAUGGGCUGGACAAGGCACAAAUGGAGGAUGCUAUGAGAGAUCUUCCUGCUGACGCUUCUAUGGCUUUUAAAGCACAUUUUAAUCUUGGAGAUAAUCCGUCGCCAGCCAGCAUGAUGGUGGCCAGCACAAUAGUGACCGAAGAAAGGAGCACGGAGGAGCUGCAGAAGCGCUUCGGCGAGCUUCUCGACGAGAACGUCAUCCUGAAGGAGACCCUGAAACAGAACAACGACUCGAUGAAGGAACAGCUGCAGCUGAUCGCCUCGUGCCAGGACGACAUGCUGAACACGCACCGGAUACACAAGGAGAAGUUCGACGAGACCAGGGACUUGGUGGAGAGGCUUCGCCAGGAGAACAAGCAGCUGAAACUGGACGCCGCCCGCUUGGCGGAGAGCGUCUCGGCGCAAAUGGGCGCGGCCAGGGCGGACGCCGCCGGACGACGGUCGCGGUGCGUCCUCGAGAAGCAGAGGGACAGUGCGCAAUUACGCACACGUGUAAAAUAUAACCUGUGGCACUCGGGGACUGGAGCUAGUCGAGAAGCAGAGGCGAAACAAGUUAACACGUGCACGUGCACGCACACGCGCGCACGCGCCCGUCGACCUGUGGGAGCUUCGUACAUACACGUUAUAGUCGAUAACGGAAAGUUGACAUGGCAGAAGGAGUCUCUAGAGCACAUCGUCGACGCAACAUCGAAAGAAAGGGACGACAUCAAAGAGAAAUUGAAGAAACUUGAGUUGCAAUUCUCCACAUCUGAGAGCGACCACGCUCAGGAGGUGAAGAAACUGCAUUUGAUCAUCCAGAACUUGCAGAGUCAGCUGAAAUCCGCAAAUGAUAGUCAAACCCUGUCCGAGGAGGUGGCAUCCCGCGAUAGAGCGAUCCAACUACUAGAGUCUAAAGUCGCUGGUCUGCAGAACGACCUGAGAAUGGCUCAGAUCAAGAUCCUCGACCUGGAGAACAUCAAGUUGGAGUUCACCCAGCACAAGUCCGGGGUGUCGGAGACCGUGAGGAUGUACAAGGAGCAGAUCCAGGAGCUCAGCACCAGGCUCAAGGACGCACAGACCACGAUGUUCCAGCCGGUGCGUCUCUCGCUGAGCGCCGAGCCGGAUGGUGACAGUCCCGAGCUGGUGACCUUCGCGGCCAACGUGAAGCUCUACGACAGGACCCUGAAGCACCUGGCCGACUUCCUCAACACCCUCACCAACGGGCUCGCGGACAGCCUGGCGCAGACCUUGGGCACAGUGGCGAGUUUGUACGACUACAAGCUGGAGAGGGCGUCCGUGGACAGGUUCAAGUCUGGGCUAUCCGAGGUCAAACAGCAGCUCGAGAGGCAGCACAGCAACGCGCUGAACAACAUAGGCAAACUCCGCGCCAUGAUGUCUAUCUUCGAGGGCAUCUUCAAAGAUUACAACGAGCUCCUGAAGAAGGCGAUUGCGAAGCCAGAGAACGGCGAGGAGGGCGGGGUGGCGGCGCUGAGCGCUGCGCUGGUGGCGCGCGGCCAGGAGCUGCAGCAGCUGCGCGCCGAGCUGCAGCGCCGCGACGCGCCGGCCGACGAUGCAGAGCUGCUGCGGGCGCAGCUGCAGCUGUAUAAGAGCGACUUCGACGCUGAGCGCGAAGCCCGGGAGAAGAUGGCCAGCGAGAAGGAGGACCUCCUCGCCCAGCUCAGGGUUGCCAACAAACGCACUCAGGACCUCACUCAGCAGUUGGACGAGGUGCGAAAGCUGAGUCCCAGCGUGUACCGCACCGCCACCGCGAGGAAACCCCCUCCAGCCGGAACCACCAGCUCUUCGCCGAGGACCACCACCACCACUGGGAACAUGGUCCGCAAAAAGAGGAAGGCCGUCGAGGGGGCGGGGGCGGGGGCGGGGGAGGCGCGGGGGGUCAGCCCGCCGCCGCAGAUGUACGUGUGCCCGGUGUGCGACCAGUCUUUCAAGACCCUCAUAUUCCUGCAGCAACACGUCGACCACUGUCUCCUG